Messenger RNA from Drosophila erecta, 7851 nucleotides. It is a transcript of the gene ndl, whose product is annotated as serine protease nudel. Gene Ontology annotation, molecular function: serine-type endopeptidase activity; protein binding. The coding region runs from base 1 to 7842 and encodes 2613 amino acids. The transcript has 15 exons. Gene Ontology annotation, biological process: proteolysis. NCBI's taxonomy places the organism in Eukaryota, Metazoa, Arthropoda, Insecta, Diptera, Drosophilidae. The record is from RefSeq and is a predicted model, not a curated record.
AUGGAUGAGCUGGAGGCCACCAGGCUGCUUCGGCAUCCGCGGCGUUGGUGGAGCAUGGGUUUCGGCAAACGGAUCGUGGCCAUCUCGGUUCUGGUCAUCAUCGUGCUGCUAUUUUCGCUGGUUUACCAUGGCCUUGUGGUGGAGAAAAUUGAUCAAGUGCAGCAGAUUGCUGCGCUGAAUGCCAGGCAUCAAGUGCUUUUCAACCAGCCGUUUGAGGAGGAUCGGUCUGCCCUGAUUGUGAGUCCUCAAACCUUGCAUUUCAAACUGCUUGACGAGGAUAUGAACAUGGAUAUGAAGGAUAGCAAAAACAGGAGAAGAAAGCACUUGAAGCAAAUGCUGGUUAAGUUCCGGUUGAACAAGAAAAAUCGCAUGCGCCGUGACUUGCAUGGGUUGGAUCUGUUGGACCCCGUCCGGAUGGAGGCCAACCUGCAGCACCUGUACACCAAGCUGCGAAGCAAAAGGGCGAGAGAAGCUCUGAGCCAACUGGAGCACGAAUUCGUGCGGUGCAAGAAGCAUACUCCGCAGGAUUGCAUGUCCGCCUUUCUGCGCAUGUACAAAAUGGCAAAGGAGGUUACCGAGAAAAUGGAGAAGAUGAAGGCCAUUAUGCGGGAACAGCAGUCGAAGUUGGAAUCAAGUAUGGAGUCCUAUGAAGAGAAGGGUACAUUUACGCCGGCUGAUCUGAUUCAGGUGGCAACUGCAGAAACCACACCAGCUGCGGUAAAUGCCACUGAAAAGCCAGCGAGGACGAAGAUUAAACCUUCAAGAAUCAGCUGGAUCAUCGAUGGUCACGAUCAUGAUGAGAGUCCCGUUUAUACGGAUGGUGCUCCCAAGAAAGAAACUACCAAGGCACCUGAGAACACCACUCAAUUGGUCGAAACUACAGCCACAACAAUAAAAGCAGCCGCUACCGAAAGUAUGACUGUGGAGAGCACUACAGAGAAGAUCAGCUGGAUUCUGGAUCACUUUGACAAGCCCCAAGAGAUUUUGCGUACAACUGAGGGACCAGGGCAGCGAAUAAUUAGAAAUGUAACCACCACAUCAGCGUCAUCUAUGAAAUCCGAUCCAAUACUUGAAACGGAAACCACUAAUAGUGAUCUCGUGCCCACCACGGAAAGCGCAUUGGUAUGGAAUAUAACUACCGAAGGACCAGUAGAAGCCAGGAACAGCAGCGCUCAGCGAAAAUUGCCUUUCGAUUGGAUUCUGGACGGAGAGGAAAAUGUGGAGCCCGAUGUCAAGACCACAAAAACUACGAUAACCACUACGACAGGUGGUACUCUCGAAACCACCAUUGUCACCACAGAGCUGCCGAAAAUAACUUUCGAUUGGAUUAUUGACGGCAGGGAAGUGGUAGAGCCGCAGGACACCACUACUGAAGCCACUGGGACCACAGCAGGACAGCGUAAGAUGCCGUUCGAUUGGAUAAUUGACGGAGAAGAAGUUGUGGAGCCGCAUGAGAACGCCACCACCACAACUAUAGCGACAACAUUGGCCAUCAGCACAACCGAGGUCAACGACAGACUUCAUAAUGCCACAGCCUAUCCCACCAAGCCGAAGCCGGUUAAGUUUGACUGGAUCAUCGAUGGAGGAGAGUCCAGUGGUGAGGUAAGCAGUACCUCCACAAGCCAACCAAAGUUGACUACUAGGGAGGCGAUUACCGAUCCAGAGUCACCGCGAUCCCCGCAUCCGCUGGACAACCCCACCAGCAUCGAAAACAUGCUGGACAGCUUUGAGCAACACGAAGCGGAGAAACCCAUUCUCAGGGUCCUAAACGCUAAUGAAUCCUCCUCAGAAUCCGUCACGGAUGGUUACGAACACGAACGCCAGCUGUGGCUGAAGAAGUUUGAGGAUCAGGCAAGGCCGAAUCAACACGAGUUGAUAGAUACUUUUGGAAGCGCUUUGGAUGCAAAGGCCUUGGACAAAAUGGGACCCAAAAUCAAUCCACUCAAGGGGCACACUUGGAAUGCUGCUGACGCCGAAAUUCUUAGUCUUUGCGAACGAGUGGCUCUGCGGAUGCGCAACAAAGUUGCCGCCAUGUCAGACAGUGAGACUAAGGAGAAGGGGGAAACCUUCACGGCUUCACCCAGUGUACAGUUUACCAGUCGAGCUCCUGGCGGAUUUCCAGUAUCCGGUGAAACAAUGAAGGCUUCAGCACAGUUUAUGUUUAACCCUAACUUCGGAAUGCCCAGCAUUCCCGUUUGCUUCUAUAUGACGCCUGCCAAUUUCCGAAUGCCCAUGUGGUCGAAUACGCCCACAUUUAUGGGCAUGCAGGGUGCGCACUUUGGGGGAUCAUCGAACCCCGGCGCCGGCAUAUUUUUUGUACCUCAGCAAUUUGGACCGAGCGGAAACUUUUUCGGAGGAAGUGGCGGAUCCGGAGCCGGUGGCCAGGGUGCCAAUAUCUUCUCCAAGAACGCCUCACCACAGAAAGCGUCCAGCGGGCAGCAGCAGCAGGUCUACUGCAGCUAUAUGCAGAAUCAAGGAGGUCAGGGAGCGGGACAAUCGCAGACGUCCAGUCAGCAGCAGCAGGGUGGACAGACGGCUUUCUCCAAUGCCAACUUCAAGAUGCGGCAUGCCAAUCAGUCAAGCACCGCCAAUCAACAAGGACAGAUCAUCUACGCCAGCUAUGCAGGAUUGCCACAACAACCCAUCCAGGAGCGAUCCAGGUGCUCAGAGCCCGAUCAGCUUUCCUGCUUUGGUCAACCGGAGUGCAUCGCCGCCUCCAGAUGGUGUGAUAAUGUGGUGGAUUGUUCCGAUGGCAGCGAUGAGUCCGCCUGCACCUGUGCAGAUCGCGUGGAUGAAGAGCGUCUGUGCGAUGGCUAUGAAGAUUGCCCCAUGGGCGAGGACGAACUGGGAUGCUUUGGCUGCGAAGCGUUGGCUUACUCCUGCUACGAAAGUCCAGAGGACUUUGCCAAACGCAAUCGAUCUACGAUUUCUAUGUGCUACAGUCGACUGGAGCGCUGCGACGGAUUCAUAAACUGCCUGAAUGGACGCGAUGAGAAGCAGUGCAGCAUGCUGGUCACCGAUGUGGCAGAUCAUAUGUCCCACGGUGCAUCUGCUUCUGAGGGCUAUCUCUACCACAAUUAUCGCGGGGAUUGGCAUCCUGUGUGCAACAAUGGCGAAAAGUGGGCGGCUUCAGCCUGCGAGAUGGAUGACAGCAGUCGUAAGGAUCACCCAGCAUUUUUGAAUGUCAGCUUCCAAGCCCUAACUUUACCGGGUCCUUUUAUUGAGCCCUCCCUGCAUGCUGGAGUUCACUUUGCUCAGGCGUGUCACGGACGCAAUAGCCACGAUUCCCUAGUAGAUCAUGUGGCCUAUGUCAAGUGUCCCCCGAUGCACUGCGGCCUACCCUCUAAAACAUCUAUGUUGGAACACUCGAAGAGAGUAAAAAGAGAGGUAUCGGAUUCAAAGGAAAUCGUUGGUGAUGGCCGAAUCGUUGGUGGAAGUUAUACAAGUGCACUCCAAUGGCCAUUUGUGGUUGCUAUCUACAGAAACGGAAAGUUCCAUUGCGGUGGAACCAUUUAUUCUGAUCGCUGGAUCAUCAGCGCUGCGCACUGUGUCAUCAACUAUGGAAAGUACUUCUAUGAAGUGCGUGCUGGUCUCUUGCGUCGCACUAGUUACUCACCCGCCACUCAGAUCCAGCCCGUCUCCCAUGUGGUUGUCCACCAAGCCUACGAAAGGAGAAGCAUGCGAAACGAUCUCUCUCUACUCCGCCUGCUAAAUCCGCUGCAGUUCAAUCGAUGGGUUAAGCCUAUUUGCUUGCCAGACAAGGGAAGAACCACAAUAGGAGACGAUUGGAUCUGGGGCCCUGUGGAACACACUCUAUGCACGGUGGUUGGUUGGGGAGCCAUUAGAGAGAAGGGUCCAAGCAGUGAUCCCAUGCGUCAGGUUGUCGUGCCGAUUCGUAAAAAAUGCAAUGAUCCCGAAGAUCAGGCUUCAGAGGACAUUUGUGCGGGCGAUCCAAACGGAGGUCGCGAUGCCUGUCAGGGUGAUUCGGGUGGGCCGCUCUUCUGUCGCAGCGUCUCUAACCCAGAUGAAUUCUAUUUGGCCGGAGUGGUAAGUCACGGCAAUGGCUGUGCUCGCCCGCAGGAGUUUGGAGUCUACACGAGGGUCACUCUCUACCUAGACUGGCUGGAAAUGGCCACUACUCCACGACUGUUGCCCAAACUUCAGCCGCUUCAACUCUGUCCCGGAUUUAUCUGCGUCUGGGGUGGUAAGCGAUGUAUUGCUAAACGGCAGCGCUGCGAUCGAAACGUUGAUUGUUUGGGUGGCGAGGAUGAGGUGGGAUGCACCUACAACUUCUUACCGGAUAUGGUGGGUGGAGUUCGACAGAAUAUCAGCACCACAACUGAGAGUGACUAUCAUCCAGUGCAGGAGAACGAGGAAAAGAGUGAAAUGCGGGAGGUUAUUCCCAUUGAGGAUGAAGACUUAAAGGCGGAGCAAGACGAGGAAGAGUUGUGGGAAAGCACAACAUCUUUGGAGCAAACGGAAACAACACAGGGCCCAAUGGAUUUAUCUACAACUGAAAAAAUUACCUCAACUACCUCAGAUGAUUUAUCAGUAAUAGAAGAAACCACGAGUACACAUUUCACAGUCAGUGAUUCAGCCACUAGCCCUUCCACUCUAAUGCCGUCGACGAGAAACAUUUCAAGUUGGUUGCCAUCCACAACUGCACAGCCUAAUUUUGCACCCACAAAUAUUGAAACAUCGACAUUUGUAUCUACUACAAUUGAAUCUGAAUCUUCAACCUUACCAACUACUGUUGCCCAAACUGCGACAAUGCCCACUUCAACUGAGGACUUGAAGAAGCUCACAGAUUUGGCAACUGAAUUUAUAGAGAGCUCGACUAUUGAGGCCACGAUGGAUGUAGUGACGACUACCUUAUCUCUAACCACAACAGAGGCUCCAAAAACAGCAACUUCAGAGGGAGUGAAGGAUACAACAACCGCAGAAGAUACAACCACAAUUAGCGACAUUAUUACCUCUACCAUCACGCCCUUAGCCACAAUCCCUACUACCAUUCCAACCAUUGCAACCACAUUAGCACCAACUACCACUACAGAAUCUGCUAGGACGACUACAACGCAUAGUAGCAGCACACAUUCUCCAAAGGAUCAAGUUCAAAUUCCUAAUAAAUUUGUGUGCCAAAAGAUGUCUCAAAUUGUGGAUAUUACGAUGCGUUGUGAUCGGAAAGUGGACUGCGAGGAUGGAACUGAUGAACUGGACUGCACAUGCAGGGAUUAUUUUAAGGGAUCUCUAAAGAGUCUUAUUUGCGAUGGCAAGGCAGAUUGCGAGGACCUCACAGAUGAACAGGACUGCGUGCAAUGUCAAUCUAACGAGUUUCAUUGCCCGCUGUCCAAAACCUGUUUGCCGUUGAGCAAACGCUGUGAUAAUGAAGUGGAUUGUAAGUUCAAGGAAGAUGAAAAGGAUUGCUUUGCUUUGACCAAUGGCCACGAUGUGCACUUUGACGUGCAUCAGCAGCCCAAGUUCAGCAGUACCGGAAUCUUCUCCAGAAAUGGCCAUGGCGUUUGGCGCGUAGUCUGUGCUCAUGAGACGGGCUAUCACGAGCACCAGGCCACCACAGCAGAUGCGGUGUGCGCUCUCCUUGGAUUCAAGGGAGCUCACUACUUCAACAGCUCCGAGUUUGUGAGCCAGCAGGAGAUGCAAUCCAUCACACCAGAGUUAAAAGAAGGCAGGAACCGCAUGGCAGCUCAAAUUCAUUCCAUGGUCGGCGACAAUAUUCAAUUCACUGAGAAUGAGGUCAUAGCACCCGAACUGGGACCCCCAACCGCAUCAAGACCAGAGAAGGAUCGUCUGUUGCCCCGCAAGUGUGUCGGCAUCUACGUGGAGUGCAAUCCCUACUCCAAUAAAACCACACCUCUCAAAACAUUCAGUGCUGGGCAGGCUGUCAAGGAAAAGCCAAUUGACCAGGUUCCUGUGCUAUCGCCUACUAUCGAGACGCACAACACUCCCAAUGUGCAUUUUAAGCCGCAAAUUCCCGCGAUGGUGGUAAAUAAAAAAGAUGAAAUUUUGGAUCGUCUGGACAAACUCAUCAAGAGCAAGAAAAAUAAAACCAUACUGGUUAACGAGCAGCUCCAUGAAGCCAUUGAGGAGCUGCACUGGCCCUGGUUGACAGAUGUCUAUAUGAAUGGCGAUCUCUGGUGCAUCGCAGUGCUGAUUGACAAACAUUGGGUUAUGGUCCACGAGAGCUGCCUGUCUGGCAUUGACUUGGAGACUCACUACGUCAGCGUGUUGCUGGGUGGUGGCAAAACAAAGCGAUCGGCCCACAGGAGUAAUCACGAACAGAUUCGACGUGUGGACUGCUUUGAGGGAGUGCCGAAAUCCAAUGUACUACUAUUGCAUCUGGAGCGCCCUGUGCGGUUCACCCACCAUGUGCUGCCCACCUUCCUGCCUGACAGCUCCCAUCAAAGUCAAAGCCAUGCGAGGCAGUGCAUCAGUGUUCUUCAUGACGAUGCCACUGGACGCAUCAAGACAGUAGCUAUUACCCGGAUACAUAAUGCUACCAACUGCAAUUCCUGCUACAAGCUGCAGGAAAAGCAACCACCGGCUAAUCUCAUGCGCCUGUUAAACGUGAGUGCCGAGGAUAUGGCUUCAAUUUCGGAGGAGGUGGAACUCAUUAACGGCGUGGCCCCCACAGAGCUGCCGGCCAUUACCAAAUUCACCAGCUGCAACCAGUUUGGACUGAAAAAUGUGAGCGAUUCACAUCACAAUCCCAGCGAUCAGGGUGUACUGGUUUGUCGGGACUCGCACACAGGCUGGUUCCCUACGGCCUUGUUCAACUACAACAAUUCCGAUUGCCGAAGUUUUAAACAACCAUUUGGUGUGAGAACGUUGGAACUGGUAUACAAAUCGCUGCAGGAUAUCAUAGACAAACCGAGCUGCAAAAUGCUCCUACCAGCCCCGGAAUGCUCCACCCAUCGUUGCCCUCUGGGUACCUGUUUGCCGCAGUCUGCGAUUUGCAAUGGCCGACCGGAUUGUCAUGAUGGCAGCGAUGAAGAUGAAACCAUGUGCCGACAGCAAAAGCAGCAAUGUGCCCCUGGCGAGAUGAAGUGUCGGACCAGCUUCAAAUGCGUGCCGAAAAGCAAGUUUUGCGACCAUGUACGUGACUGCGAGGACAUGACGGAUGAGCCGACCACCUGCAGUUGUUUCACUUAUUUGCAAGCCACUGAUCCGUCAAAGAUAUGUGAUGGCAAGCGAAACUGCUGGGACAAAAGCGACGAGAGUUCAGUACUCUGUAACUGCACAGCGGAUCACUUUCAGUGCAGUUCCUCUCCUCAAGAUUGCAUUCCUCGCGAUUUUGUGUGUGACAAAGAGAAGGAUUGUCCCAAUGGAGAAGAUGAGCGGUAUUGCUUUGGCAUAGAGCACCCGUUGCAUCUGCAGAGGAAGGAUUUCUGGUCCAAUAGUCAGCACACGCAACCCGAGAAAGCUCCACAGUACGGACAAGUUAUCGAACAGACCUAUGGCAUCUGGCAUACGAAGUGCUUCCCAAAAAGCAAACCCCCACAAGUGGAUGAAGUUCGGGAAAUAUGCAAAAAGUUGGGCUACAAUCCAUACAGACAGCCCAGUUAUCGACUGAUUGACGAUAAGGAGAACAAACCCGUGCUCACAUACGAGUUGGCGGAUAGGCAAGGACGAAGUUUCAGUAAUGAGUCGCUGAUGGGCAAGUAUCGCGACUCAACGAAGGCGUUAAUCAUCAGCAAAUUCUCGCCUCUUCAACUGAAUGAGCACCUUACAUUGUUCCUCAAGUCCAGCAGACCAAUUGCCGAGUUGGUCAGGUGGAAUGCCACCGAUUCCAGCAUGUGCUACAGGCUGGAGAUCAGAUGUGCCUAAAGGAUGACA